Exserohilum turcica Et28A is the source of this 2403-nucleotide messenger RNA. RefSeq lists its product as uncharacterized. The transcript is spliced from 3 exons. The coding region runs from base 36 to 2024 and encodes 662 amino acids. Gene Ontology annotation, molecular function: metal ion binding; DNA binding. Gene Ontology annotation, biological process: DNA repair. The record is from RefSeq and is a predicted model, not a curated record. NCBI's taxonomy places the organism in Eukaryota, Fungi, Ascomycota, Dothideomycetes, Pleosporales, Pleosporaceae.
GACAUUUCUUCCCCUCCUCCUCGACUCUCGCAACCAUGGCCUCGCGCAGGUCUCUGGGCGGCGGCCGCGUGCUGGGGAGCGCGAGGGCCCUGUCGCCCGCCGCCGCCGCCGCCGCCGCCUCCCCGCAGCACGCCGCCGUCCAUCGCCGCAAUGCCAGCCUGCUCUCGCCCUCGGAGAGCUCCCUUUCGCUGAGCUCCCAGACGUCCAACAGCCCCGCCAGCACCGCCGAGUCCAGGGAGGACAUUGCCAGCAAGAUCCUCGCCGGCCCCGCCAGGAACACGGCCGCGAGCGCCUCGAGCAGGCUCGUGUGCCCCAUCUGCAACGAAGACAUGGUCACGUUGCUGCAGCUCAACAGACAUCUCGACGACACGCACCAGAACCUCGUCGUCGAGGAGCAGGACGAGGUCAAGAACUGGUUCGAGGCCCAGAUGCACAAGGCCAAGAAGUUCCAGCCGCUCGCCGUCCUCAACCAGAAGCUCAAGGGCCUCGACGUCUUCGAGUCCAACGAUGUCCCCUCGCUGCCCUACGCCGGCCCCUCGCCCAGCAGCCCCCAUGUCCACGCCGCCCACGAGCCCGCCGUCCGCAGAGACCCAGACGAGGACGUGACGCGCGCCCACUGGCAGCGCCCCAGCUACCGCGACGUGUGCGCCGACCCGCUCUGCGCCCGCCCCAUCACCGCCUCGCAAAUGGCCCUUGGCGGCGCCAUGCAGGCCGUCAAUUGCAGGCAGUGCGGACGACUGUUCUGCGAGGAGCACACCAUGUACCAGAUGAAGCUGUCGCGCCAGGCCAAACACGACCCCGUCCGCGGCAUCUGGUGCCGCGUGUGCGAGACGUGCUACAAGUCAAGAGACGGAUACAACGACCACCGCGGCUUCGAGCGCGACCACUUUGACGAGUUUGCCAGAAUCCGCCGAAAGCACGUCGACCGCGAGCGCAUGGAGGUCAGCCGGCUGGAAAAGCGCCUGACCAAGCUCACGCAGCUCCUCGCAAACCCACCGCCCGCCGACGAGACGCCCACCACGGGCAGCUGGUUCUCGCUCCCUGGCGCCAAGAAUCACCGCAAAGCACUCGAGCAGUCCAUCAUCACAUGGGAGGAAGACGCAACGGUCCCGAGUUGCCCCUUUUGCCAGCAGGAGUUUUCCACGUACACGUUCCGACGAUCGCAUUGUCGCAUGUGCGGUAGAGUCGUCUGCAGCGAUCCCAAGACGGCGUGCUCGACAGAGGUAGGGCUGAAUGUGGCUGCCAGCACGCAGACGACGGAAAAGGACGCAGGCCAGGUCAGCGUUGACGUGCGCAUGUGCAAGGAGUGCCAGCACACGCUCUUCGCUAGGAGCGACUUUGAGCGCGAACUCGCCGACAAGCCCAAAGACCAGCGCGCCUACGAGAACCUCGCACAGUUUGAACGCGGGAUCCGCCUGCUUCUCCCUCGGUUCCACAAGCUGCUACAAGCAUUGCAGGAUCCAGACAAGUCGCCCACGCCGCAGCAAUUGACCGACGCAACCAAAGUCCGCAAGCGGCUGAUGGACGGAUUCGCCCAGUUCGACGUUGCAGCUAAGCGCAUGCGCGACCUGCCCACCGACUCGCCGACGCAGCAGAAACUACAGAGGGCCGUCUACCAGCAAGCCUACAGCUUUUUGAGUUUGCACAUGCUCCCGCUGCGGGCGCUCCCCAAGAUUCUGAAACACGCCGCUCCCCAAGGACGUGCCAAUGGCGGUAGUGCGUUGGCGUCGAUCAAGUACAACAACCACUCGGCCGGCAGUGUGGUGAGCAGUAGCGAGGUGUCAGCCAUGGAGACUGAGGAGAAGGAGCUCAAGGAGCGAUUGAUUGUGCUUGAAGAGCAAAAGUUUAUGGUGUCUGAAAUGGUGGCGGAUGCGACCAAGCACCGAAGAUUUGACGAAGUGUCGAGUUUAGCCCAGAACCUAGAAGACUUGAACAAAGAGAUUGGUCAGAUUAACGGGCAGCUGGCACAGCUCGACUUUGCCGGUGCGUACCACGCUGGCAUGGCUCUGUCCCAGCCCGGAUGAAAGUUGCCGUGUGAUUCAGCUUGAAAAAAAAAUCUACUGCCGACUGCCAUUUCCACGGGAAUAUUUCGCGGAAUCGACGCAUUGCACGUCCGAGCAUUGCUCAGAUUUAUUAUUGGGAGCCCCCUUGGUCAAACUGAGACAAUUACAUUCCCUACACUGGGCGGGGAAAAAAAAAAGAGGCCACCACGCCUGUGCAACAAAUUCUUGCAUAUACGCCAGCACACCACCAGGCUGUUGGGUCAUGAGGGGGAGGUGUGCGGGCGAGUUGCCAAGUAACUACAUUGGGGGGCGAGAGGGGGAGAGCAGGGAGCAACAAGCGUCGCGUAUACAACAAAGUCAUCCAAACUUCUGAGCUCAACAUUUUUUUUCGAAGAGCCGG